AAACCCACCUCUGUUCUUCCUCCACUACUUCUCUACUGAAAACAUGGUGAUGACGAUGGGGGAGCUGUGGACUCAAGUCGGGUCUUUAAUGGCCACCGUCGUUUUUGUUUGUGCUAUUAUUCAGCAAUAUUUCCCCGUCCCACUACGUGCCCAUAUCGACAGAUAUGCCCACAAACUUACCGGUUUGCUCUACCCUUACAUCACUAUCACCUUCCCUGAGUACACCGGCGAGCGUCUCCGCCGAAGUGAAGCCUUUACCGCCAUUCAAAACUACCUUGCUACCCGAAGCACCAUCCGGGCCACGCGUAUGAGAGCGGAGGCGGUCAAAAACAGCAAAUCUCUGAUACUCAGUAUGGAUGAUAACGAAGAAGUGAUUGACGAAUACGAAGGCGUAAAAAUCUGGUGGACUUCCACUAAAGUUAUGCUCACCAAUAAAAGCUUUUCUCGUUACCCUUCAAACGAUGAGAAACGAUCCUACCAGCUCACUUUCCACCGGCAGCACAGGGAGAUCAUUCUUGAAACUUUUAUACACCACAUCAUGGAAGAAGGCAAGUCGGUGGAGAAGAAAAAUCGGCAACGGAAGCUUUAUAUGAACAGCUCCAAGAACGAAUGGUGGCAUAAAAGCAACUGGAGGCACGUUCCUUUUGAGCAUCCUGCCAAGUUUCGAACUCUGGCAAUGGAUCCUGAGAUGAAGCAAGGGAUUAUAAACGAUCUAAUCAAGUUUAAGAACGGAAAAGAGUAUUACGAGAAGGUGGGUAAGGCUUGGAAACGUGGCUAUCUUCUCUACGGUCCGCCGGGUACUGGAAAGUCCACCAUGAUCGCUGCCAUUGCCAAUUUCAUGGAGUAUGAUGUUUAUGAUCUCGAGCUCACGUCCGUUAAGGAUAAUAGUGAGUUGAAAAAGCUAUUGAUUGAGAUAUCGAACAAAUCAAUAAUUGUGAUUGAGGACAUUGAUUGCUCUCUUGAUCUUACUGGGCAACGGAAGAAGAAGAAAACAGAGGAUGAGGGAGAUAAAGAGAUGAAAGACCCUGUUAAGCAGGCGGAAAAAGAGGAGGAGAAACAGAGCAAGGUGACACUAUCUGGAUUGUUGAACUUCAUAGAUGGAAUUUGGUCGGCAUGCGGUGGGGAGAGGUUGAUCAUCUUCACGACCAAUCACAAGGAAAAGCUUGAUGAAGCUCUGAUUAGAAGAGGAAGAAUGGACAAACACAUAGAGAUGUCAUACUGUAGUUUCGCGGCUUUCAAAGUUCUUUCGAUGAACUACUUGGACGUUGAAUGGCAUGAAUCGUACCACAGAAUUGACCAACUGUUGAAGGAAACCGAGAUGACUCCGGCAGACGUUGCUGAGAAUUUGAUGCCGAAAUAUGAGGGUGAAGAAACAGAUGAGUGUUUCAAGAGAUUGGUUGGAGCUCUUGAGACUGCGAAAGAGGAAGCUAAGAAGAAGGCAGAGGAGGAAGCGGAAGCAGCAAAAAAGGCAGAAAAAGAGAAGGAAGCGGAAGCAGCAAAAAGGGCAGAAAAAGAGAAGGAAGAGAAGGAAGCGGCGGCGAAAAAGGAUGAAGAAUCAUCAAUCUACACCGCCGAAAAUAAUGGAAUUAAAUGCAACGGAGUUGCAACCAAAGAAGCAAAAGAAAAUGGUCACAUGGAGAACGAUCAGAACAGUUGAAACAUGGCAAUACAGGGCAAUGCAUAUUUUAAUUAAUUAGGCUAAAGUUAAAGGUGUGUGAAUAUGGAUUCCUAGGAUAAGUGGUUUGGCCCGUUAUCUGGGGCAUAUGCUUGUUGUAUAAAUUGAUGUAACAUAAUAUCUACGUUGAUAGCUCCUGUUGCCAUUGAUUCUUUGUUAUAGGGAUAACUGAUUCCAUGGAAGCUUACAGAAUCUUAUUUAAUGGCUGACCAAAA
Cucurbita moschata (crookneck pumpkin) is the source of this 1890-nucleotide messenger RNA. RefSeq names its product AAA-ATPase At3g28580-like. Bases 44 to 1657 code for a protein of 537 amino acids. The transcript has a single exon. Gene Ontology annotation, molecular function: ATP binding; ATP hydrolysis activity. NCBI's taxonomy places the organism in Eukaryota, Viridiplantae, Streptophyta, Magnoliopsida, Cucurbitales, Cucurbitaceae. The record is from RefSeq and is a predicted model, not a curated record.